UUAACAACGUUUUAAUGGCACUUUGGCUAUUUGUGCCGUGCUUAGAAUUUGUGCUUGCAACAAAAUCCUAUACAGUAAGGAAGCUUAGACAGCCGAGGACUUUGAUAUAUCCGCCAACAGCGCCAACUCGUCUACAAUUCAUUAGCGGCAUCGGUAUACCCGUUGAAGAUUUAACCUAUGAAUCCGUUACUUCUGGUUAUGUACUAAAAGCCGAGUACUUUCUGCCCACCAAGGCGGCAGAAAUGAGACCACAGUAUCUGACACCUCAAAAUGUAAAUCGGCGUAGUCUUGAAGAUAAUGAGAAUUACAAUUACACAAUUACGCAUGCGUACAAUGGCAGCGAGCAGCAGGCUAUACUGGGUCAGCAGUCUCCCAAUUUUAAUACUAAUUUCCAAGGCAAACAGAAAACGGCGUCAGCAUAUCGUUGGAUCAUCUACAAAGGCAUGGAGACGCUUAUGAAUAGAGCUGGUCUGUCGGGACGGGAGUGUAUGCUGCGCAGCAUUUGUGAACACGCAGUGGUGCCAUUUCAUUACGACAGUGGAAUUUUGUCAGAAAUAAUGCAUAUUGUUUUGACACCUUCACGAUCGCGCGAUGAAUUCGUUCAUCCCAGCGACAGAGACUACGCGCACGCCGAACAUCUUGGUCGAAGAGACGGAGAUUGUGCCGCGACCUACGCUGCAUGUGAAUACGCGCCCAUAGAUCAGAUUUCAGCUGUUUUGGAGCUGGAUAAUGUAUUUAAUGCAUAA
Molecule: messenger RNA, 746 nt
Organism: Anastrepha obliqua
Lineage: Eukaryota; Metazoa; Arthropoda; Insecta; Diptera; Tephritidae
Exons: 4
Coding region: 15-746 (243 amino acids)
Source: RefSeq, a predicted model, not a curated record